GGCGGGGCUCCCGGGGGCGGGCUGUGGCCCCUCCGGCCCGUCCCCUCGGAGGUGGGUGCGGGUGCGGGUGCGGGCGCAGCGCACCUGCCGGGCGGCUCGGCUCGGCUCGGCUCGGCUCGGCUCAGCGGCGCUCAGCGGAGCCAUGCCCGCAGCCACCGCGCCCGGGCUGGACGCGCCGCGCACCUCCGCGCUAGGGCGGGACAGCGGCGGCCCCCGCGGAUACACAGGGCAGUGCAGCCGCCUCCUCCCACCCCAGCUUGGCUCACUCCAGGUCCUUCAUGGCAACGGCACCGAUGUGGGAACUGUGGUCACGUUCCAGUGCUCUGUCGAGCACCAGCUGGAGGGACCAGGCAUCACCACCUGUGUCUGGAAAGGGAACAGCACACAGUGGACAGCCGGAGUGCCUUCCUGCAAGCCCAUAUCAAAAUACGAGACUUUUGGCUUUAAGGUCGCAGUGAUUGCCUCCAUUGUGAGCUGUGCUGUCAUUCUGCUGAUGUCCAUGGCUUUCUUAACUUGCUGUCUGAUCAAGUGUGUGAAGAAAAGUGAGAGGAGGGGAACUCAAAGAGAAAUGCAGCUUUGGUACCAGCUAAGGACUGAAGAACUAGAGCACAUGCAAGCUGCUUACUUUGGUUUUAAGGGAAGAAACAAUAACAACAACAAUAAGAAUCUCAAGAAUACAUCUGUAUUUGGUGACGUUACUAACAUGGCAUAUGAUAACCAAGGCUUCUACAGGUCCCAGGAAGAGUGGACUCAGGGUGUUGUAAUUCCUGGGUGUUGCAAAGACAACAGUCAUCUGCUGAAGGUAGACAAGAGCAGUCGUGCACUUGACACAACAAGACACAACACUGCACUGCAGACAGUGAACUUCAUACACGUUGUUGAAGUCUACAGUCAUAAGGAUAGUUACAACAAACCAACUUGCCAGAUACCUGGAUAGCUGGUGUCUGAAAUGCAGCUGCUUCUCUAGAUCAAAAUGAAAUUUUGAUAGAAAUAUGUGCCUUAAAGACAACAUAGAAAAUUCAUUAUUCAUAUGAAUUGUAAGUUUUCUAUAUUCCAAGAUGGUUGUUUAACAGAAAUGCUUCAAGGUCUGAUACAAAUAAAGGUAUGAAUGUUGGGACUGUCAAUCCA
Oenanthe melanoleuca is the source of this 1128-nucleotide messenger RNA. RefSeq names its product sushi domain containing 3 (gene SUSD3). Bases 143 to 937 code for a protein of 264 amino acids. Gene Ontology annotation, cellular component: plasma membrane. The transcript has 5 exons. The record is from RefSeq and is a predicted model, not a curated record. Lineage: Eukaryota; Metazoa; Chordata; Aves; Passeriformes; Muscicapidae.